AUGCCAUCACUUACAAAAAGGCAGAAACAUUUAAAAAAUUUGUCUCUAAGAAAAAAAAACUUUUCGAAAGUUGUUCUUCAUAAUAAUGAGAAUAAAAAUAAAAAUGAAAAUGAAAAUGAUAAUGAUAAUGAAGGUAAUGAAUCAAGUAACACCAGUGAUAAUGAAUCAAUUAAUAAAAAUGAUAAUGAACCAAGUAACGAAUCAAUUAAUGAAAACAAUAAUGAAUCAAAUAACGAAUCAAAUAAUGAAAGUAAUGAUGAGUCAAAUAGUGAUAGUGAUAGUGAAAUUUGUAAUCAUUUAGAAAGUAUUCCCCACGUUCAAGAACUGCAAACAUUUAAUACUAAUGUUAGCCAGUUGAAUGCAUUUUCACAAAUUAAAAAUCAUAUCAAUGAAUUGCUUAAUUAUGCUCAACCACAUCAAUAUGGUGAACCUGCAACUGAAACAUUAAAACACGAUACUUAUCAACCUUUUAGUAAUAAAAUCAAAAACUAG
Molecule: messenger RNA, 492 nt
Organism: Entrophospora candida
Lineage: Eukaryota; Fungi; Glomeromycota; Glomeromycetes; Entrophosporales; Entrophosporaceae
Source: the annotation of a GenBank genome assembly